CCUCUUGCAGUUGUGCUUGUUGUACGGUACCGGUGAGCUAAACCACACUGCAAACAUGAUGGGCCGACCAGUUCUUGUGCUUAGUCAGAACAUCAAGAGAGAGUCUGGACGAAAAGUCCAGAUUGGAAACAUCACUGCGGCUAAGACAAUUGCAGAUGUCAUCAGGACAUGUCUGGGACCAAGAGCUAUGAUGAAGAUGCUUCUGGAUCCCAUGGGUGGUAUUGUCAUGACCAACGAUGGCAAUGCAAUUCUGAGAGAGAUCCAAGUCCAGCACCCUGCUGCCAAGUCCAUGAUUGAGAUCAGUCGUACACAGGAUGAGGAGGUUGGAGAUGGAACCACCUCUGUUAUUAUUCUAGCUGGUGAGAUGCUUGCAGUGGCUGAGCAGUUUCUGGAACAGCAGAUGCAUCCUACCGUGGUGAUCAGUGCAUACAGACAGGCUCUUGACGACAUGUUGAACAUACUCCAAGACAUCAGCACCCCAGUUGAUGUAAGUAAUCGGGAUAUGAUGCUGAAGAUAAUAAACUCAGCAAUCAACACCAAAGCUCUUAGCCGCUGGUCCACCCUGGCCUGUAACAUCGCUCUUGAUGCUGUCCGUACUGUUGAGCUGGAGGAGAAUGGACGCAAGGAAAUUGACAUUAAGAAAUAUGCCAAAGUUGAAAAGGUGCCUGGUGGCUUCAUUGAGGACUCAUGUGUGCUAAGGGGUGUUAUGGUAAAUAAGGAUGUAACUCACCCCCGUAUGAGAAGACUCAUCAAGAACCCCAGAAUAGUUUUGCUUGAUUGCUCUCUGGAGUACAAGAAGGGUGAGAGCCAGACGGAUAUUGAGAUCACUCGUGAGGAAGACUUUUCCCGCAUCCUGCAGAUGGAGGAAGAGUACAUUCAGCAGAUCUGCGAGGACGUUAUCCGCCUCAAACCCGACCUGAUCUUUACUGAAAAGGGAAUUUCAGAUCUGGCUCAGCACUAUUUGAUGAAAGCAAACAUCACUGCAAUCCGUCGCGUCAGAAAGACGGACAACAACCGCAUUGCAAGAGCAUGUGGGGCACGCAUUGCCAGCAGAACAGAUGAACUCCGUGAAGAGGAUGUUGGUACAGGAGCUGGCCUGUUUGAAGUGAAGAAGAUCGGUGAUGAGUAUUUCACCUUUGUCACAGAGUGUAAAGACCCCAAAGCCUGUACCAUACUGCUGAGAGGAGCCAGCAAAGAGAUCUUGGCGGAAGUGGAGCGAAACCUUCAGGAUGCCAUGCAGGUAUGUCGCAACGUCCUGUUGGAACCAUAUCUGUUGCCUGGUGGUGGUGCAGUUGAGAUGGCAGUGUCUCACCGGCUGACAGAGCGUUCACGAGCGCUGACCGGUGUUGAACAGUGGCCAUACCGGGCUGUGGCUCAGGCCUUGGAGGUCAUUCCGCGUACACUGAUCCAGAACUGUGGAGCCUCUGCAAUACGCGUGCUCACGGCUCUCAGGGCCAAGCACACCCAGGAGGGCAAUGCUUCGUGGGGAGUCAAUGGAGAGACUGGAACCUUGGCUGAAAUGGAGCAGCUGGGGAUCUGUGAACCUCUGGCAGUUAAAGCCCAGACAUACAAGACUGCAGUGGAGACUGCUGUACUGUUACUGCGCAUUGAUGACAUUGUUUCUGGUCACAAGAAGAAGGGAGAUGACCAGAGGGGUGGUGGCGCACCUAUGGAGGACAAGGAAUAAAGGAACAAGAGAUACAGGCAAAACAAAGGAUGAAGGACGAAGAGUACAGAAUGGACAGUUGAGAGACCACCAAAUCUGAUUGCAAAUAGUGAAUGGAAUGCAUCUAAUGAAGACCAUAUAUAUAUAUAUAUAAACACAAGCAUUUAUGUGUGCAAAACACUGUUCUCAAACAGAAUGCGUUAUCAAAAAAGCCAAUUGCACCAUUGCUUUGUGUUGUAUCGUUAGGCUAAAAGCUCUUCUCCCCUCAUUUAUUUUUUUCCUCUGGCAAAUGAAACAACCCUGGAAUGGAUUAAUGUGUUUGUGCUAGUAUCUCUGUGGUUCACUUUACUGGUAUCAUUACCUUUUUAUUUCUCACUGGUGA
Molecule: messenger RNA, 2048 nt
Organism: Xyrauchen texanus (razorback sucker)
Lineage: Eukaryota; Metazoa; Chordata; Actinopteri; Cypriniformes; Catostomidae
Product: T-complex protein 1 subunit gamma-like
Exons: 14
Coding region: 56-1687 (543 amino acids)
Biological process (GO): protein folding
Cellular component (GO): chaperonin-containing T-complex
Molecular function (GO): ATP binding; ATP-dependent protein folding chaperone; ATP hydrolysis activity
Source: RefSeq, a predicted model, not a curated record